GCCGGGCCGUACCAAGGGUGCCGUGGGCGGAGCCGGGGCCGCGCCAUGGACGCCGCGCUGCUUGCCGCCGCCGCCGUGCUGCUCGCCGUCCUCCUCUUCUUCGCCACCCGUCUCCGCGGGCAAGCCAGGGCAGCUGAUGAGGAGCACCAGCAGAAUGUGGCAGCAGCAGCAGUGGCCAGGCCUCGUCCCCAGGUGGAGGAGAGGGGAGAGGGGGUGCCCCGGCGCCGCAGGAACAUGGGAAACCGGCUGAUGGCCCAGAGGAGAGCCCAGCAGGCUGAGGAGUGGGGGGAAGAGGAAGAGGAUGCUGAGGAGGCGCCAGAAUUUCAGGUGUCUGGGAAAAUUGGAGCAAAGAAGCAGAGGAAAUUAGAGGAGAAACAAGCCAGGAAAGCACAGAGAGAGGCUGAGGAAGCAGAGAGAGAAGAAAGGAGAAGACUUGAGUCCAAAAGAGAGGAGGAAAGGCGGAAAGAAGAGGAGAGGAUACGGCUGGAGGAGGAACGACAGGAAGAGGAAAAAAGAAAGGCAAAGGAAGAAGAGGAGAAGAGAGAGUAUGAAGAGUACCUGAAGCUGAAGGAGAGUUUUGUAGUUGAAGAGGAAGGAGUUGAAGAGUCAAUGACAGAGGAACAGUCUCGCAGCUUUCUUUUGGAAUUCCUGGAAUACGUUAAGAAAACAAAGGUAAUCCAGCUGGAGGACUUGGCUUCACAUCUGGGUUUAAGAACACAGGAUGCGAUUAACAGGAUCCAGGACCUGAUGGCAGAUGGCACUUUGACAGGUGUGAUUGAUGACAGAGGGAAGUUCAUCUACAUCACCCCGGAGGAGAUGGCGGCCGUGGCGCAGUUCAUCAAACAGCGAGGGCGAGUCUCCAUCGCCGAGCUGGCCCAGGCCAGCAACUCCCUCAUCAACCUCCAGCCUGACAGCAGAGCUGCUGCUCCAACUGUGGCCUGAGAAAAGCACAGCAGGAGUUUGACCUCUGAAUGAAUAAACCCCGUAAUUAAAAGCAAACAAGAGCCUCUAGUCCGCUGAGCUGACGGUGCUUGAAGGUAGGAUGGGCUUUUGAAGCCUCAGCUGCAAGGCUUCUCAGAAGUUUUGCUUUUCACUCUGUUAGAGCUGGGAUAAAAUAAGACAUUUGAUUGUGCAGCAGAGGCUGCCAACACUCUGAUGGGGCUGUAACACUCUGAUGCAGCUGUAGCCCAGGAAUAUCAGUAAUUUAUACCUCGGCAGUGAGUCCUGUGUGACUGUACCUGGACUUUGUAUUGUUUGCAGAUUUUCAUGUCUCUGUCAAAUAGAUUCAGGUUUGACUGCACUCAGAAUUCUUGCUCUGCUGUUAAACUUCGUGGAAGUGAUGGACACAGCCCAGGAAAAUAGGUUUUAUCUGCUGUAUCCACACUGGAAGGACAGAGUAAAAAGAAAAUACUCUUUGUUCUCACUGCAAUAUAUCCUGAAACUCUGGAAGGAGUAGUUGCUCUGUUGUUAAAACUUCCAGAGGCUGUUUCAGACAACCUUUGCUAUAUAAAUAUGUUUUCCUUUGUUUAAAUAAUAUAAAAAGUUUGUUUGCAGACAAGCUGCAUCAUUUUCCUGUAGCCAAGAGACAGAAACCCCUCCAGGGAAAGGCUAAACUGGCCUCAAUUAUUGUGCAGGCCAGUUCUGCUGAUACCAACCAGAUUCUGAUGAUUCAUCCUUUGAAGUCAGAGCCAGCUCAGAGUGUCUGAAGGCCUCAGACACCCCCACCCUGUGGCCUCUGUGUUCUGGAUGUUUAGGGGUUUUUAAAUAAAAACUUGAGACACUCUGAGUCAUGCAAUUAAUGCUGCAAGUAAAUGAUUACUAAUGUAUUAACUGUAGGGGUCAGUAUAUUUCCUGCAUAAGAAUAUUUAUUUUUUUUAAUAAUUUGUUAAUUCUCCUCUCUGAAAUCAACAGGAUUUAUGUGGAUAAACAGUAAUUGGGGAGGGCAAGAGGUUUUGUUUCUGCCAAACAUAGAAGAUUACUUGAGGAGACUAAAAGCCACGUUAUCAGUGGGAUGAGACAGCAAUAAAACAAUGGAAGGAAACAUAUUUCCAUUUAAUCUCUGCACUGCUGCUGGAUAGGGGAGUGCAGGAGUGUGGAGUUACAGUGCAGCACCACAUGUUGGUGUGAGAGACCAGCACAUCCUCAGUGUUGCACAACCACAACCAGCAAAGAGGUUCCUUGACACUUGAGGCUCGUAAAGUCUCUUAAUUAUCGACUCAUUGUUACAUUUUAAAAGUUACUUGAAUUUGCCAAGAUUUUGCUGUUCUGUCUUAAACUGUUCUCGUAAUAAAAUCAACAAUAUUGAAA
Molecule: messenger RNA, 2307 nt
Organism: Lepidothrix coronata (blue-crowned manakin)
Lineage: Eukaryota; Metazoa; Chordata; Aves; Passeriformes; Pipridae
Gene: DDRGK1
Product: DDRGK domain containing 1
Exons: 9
Coding region: 46-942 (298 amino acids)
Source: RefSeq, a predicted model, not a curated record